This is a messenger RNA of Helianthus annuus (common sunflower), 2536 nucleotides long. Its product is annotated as protein ENHANCED DISEASE RESISTANCE 4. The coding region runs from base 297 to 2405 and encodes 702 amino acids. Gene Ontology annotation, biological process: regulation of defense response to fungus. The transcript has 3 exons. Lineage: Eukaryota; Viridiplantae; Streptophyta; Magnoliopsida; Asterales; Asteraceae. The record is from RefSeq and is a predicted model, not a curated record.
UGGUUGGUAAUGAGUUAAGUAGCUUUAAAUGAUAUCACCGCCGACUCCAUCCUCUCUCCCAUAAUUCUUAGAGAGAGAAAGAGAAAGACAUAAUAUUCAGCAGUCCAGCAGAAGACUUAUCAGAAGCUUUCAUCACCAUUUCUUCUUCAUUUCCCUUCAAAAACUUCUUCUUCUUCUUCUUUUCCUAGAGAUAGAAGCAACACAUCUCUCCAUGGAGUUCAUAUAGCCAACAACAUAUAAUAAUCAAAUUCAGGAUUUCAUAAGUGACUGAACAUCUCAUAAUUAUAACGAGCACGAUGAGCAGCAAACAGCGGUUCGUUCGAUGCCCAAAAUGCCUGAAUGUUCUGCCCGAACCAGCCGACGUGCCGGUGUACAAAUGUGGAGGCUGCGGUGCAACACUUCAAGCGAAGAAGCGGAAUAACAGUACCGUUGACAGCACAUCACACAGACCGGACAAUAAUUCUUCGGGAAAACAGAAAGUGGAUCAAGAUUUUGGUGAUCAAAUUCAAGAAGCUGGCAGCAGCUCAAAUCAACAGCUGCAGCUUAAUAACUCUAACGAUGAAUCAGAUCAAAGCAGUGAUCAUAAUGCAGCUAACAUAGCUAAAAACGCUUCGAUUGAUGCACCGUCAUCUUCAAAACAGAAACAAAAGCAACUAUCUGAUGAUCAUGAAGCCAGCAUCAGCAGCAGCUUACAUAAACACUCACCGGUUAAUUCCACAGACGAACCACGUAGAAACGUUAACGAUCCACGUAGCUCAACCGAGCUAUCCGGCCACGAGGACCCCGAGUCAUCACCCGAAGCCACAGGUCAUACCAGAAUAGAUCAACCACAAGAACAAACUCAUAAUGAUCAUUCAUCAGGCGAACAGAAAACCGAGCAGCUAUCGAACCAAAAACUAACUGUUAAUUCAACCAAUGACCUAGAUCAAAACAAUGAUCAUCACAAACCUCAUAACUCAUCAGAACUUUCACAUCAUGAGGAUCCAGAUUCAGAUCUAGAUCCAGAUCAAGACUACACUGAUGAUCUAGAUCAAUUUUUAAGCUGCAGACACGAUGUCGAAUUCGAAGAAACCAGCAGUGAAUUCGAAGAAUCUUAUGCUAAUAAAAUCGUUAGAGAUUCUGAUUACGGCUCCAGAUCGAGCUUCAAAAGCAUAAUCGCUGACAAAUUGCUCGAUACAAAACGCAAAAAACCGGUGAAUCUGGAAAACGACGACGUAUUAUCGGAAUUAGGAAGUUCAGAUCUGAAUCACCGUCGGAUAUUCGAUCGAAUCACCUCGAAUUACUACGGUUAUGAAGGCAGUGUGUCCUCUUAUGACGGAAACGAGAUUCAAAACCCUAGAAGACCUCGAAUCGGUCAAAUUGAAGACGAAUAUGUGGAUCGAUUCAAUCGGAGUGUUCCUCAUCACAUGAAUAACCGAUUAGGUAAGCAGAAGCACCGAUCGACGGAGAUUCAUCGGAACCCUAACCCUAAGUUGGAGAGAAUACAGCUAUUGAAGAAGGUUCGAGAACUUACAGACCAACUAGAAAGAACGAGCGUCUCGAGUCCUCACGGUUUGAAUGAUCCGGUGAGAUUUGGCCGGCGAAUGGCGUUUUCCGGCGAAACAACCGCCGUCAAUCGACGGUUAGACGGUGGCACGUGCCAUCAUUGCUGUCCUCCACGAGACCGUACUUUCUCAGCCCAGCUUCCUCGACAGGCCCAACAUGUUUGCUGUAAUGGGCCGCAUUUUGAGCCCAAUACUUACUACAGCCCACGUGUUUCUGGCCUGUCAACCCCUGUACACACUCAUCCAGAGUCUGGAUUCUCUACACCAGAUGGUGGUUACGCUUAUAGUUACAGUUACAAACACCGGAAUGACGUGGCCAAAACGUUUCGUUCGCCGAUGAAGACGCGUUACGUCCGUCCGAUUGCAAACGGAUCACCGUGGAUCACGUGUUACCGGUGUUAUAAACUUCUUGAGUUGCCACAAAGCUUCCUUGUGUUCAACAAAAAAUGCCAUAGUUUAAGAUGUGGUGCUUGUAUGGAGGUGCUCAAGUUCACAUUACUAAACGGGACGCAUGUUAGCCGAUACUACCCGGAAGAAGCGAUCGCUGCUCCACCGAGCAGCGAGGUGGAUGACUAUAACGAACUGAACAGGUCACGGGCCGGACCCGUUUCGUGUUCAGACGUUUCGUUUCAAAAGAGUUACUCUACGGAAACGGACAGGAAUGGUUUUUGGGAGUUCGGUGAGGAGAGAAGAAAGGCAACUAUGUCGAGGGACCCAUCGGGUUCAAGCCAGCCGUCUUCUUCAAAGAUUUCGGGUCGAAGAAAGAUGAUGUCGGAAAUUGAGGUUGAGCGCAGGCCCAAUGGUUCGCCGUUGCAUCGGCUCAUGGGAUACUCGACGCCGAGUAAGGUGAUAAGGGGUUAGGAAUGGAGGGAAAUUUUGAAAGGAAGUUAUGUUAUUAUGUUAUAGCUUGUAUAGUUAUCCAUUUGUUUUAUAUGAUUUUGUUGGUAAGUAUGGUUGAUUAUUGAUUAAUAUAUGGAAUGUGUAUAUGAUAA